GAAUUACAGUUUAAACAUCAGUGCGCGCUCCUGGUGGAGAAGAGAGAGCCGGAGGAUCAACUGAUCACUGAUAACAUCCUGCUAACCUAACAGUCUGCUCUGUUGUUAUCAACACACACCGGGAACAUCCAGCACCAUGUCUGAAGAGAAGCCAAAGGAGGGAGUGAAGACAGAGAAUGACCACAUUAACCUCAAGGUAGCUGGUCAGGAUGGGUCAGUUGUACAGUUCAAAAUCAAAAGGCAUACUCCGCUCAGCAAACUAAUGAAGGCAUACUGCGAAAGACAGGGAUUGUCAAUUCGUCAGAUAAGGUUUAGGUUUGAUGGACAGCCAAUUAAUGAAACAGACACACCUGCACAGCUGGAGAUGGAGGAUGAGGACACUAUUGAUGUAUUUCAACAACAGACAGGAGGAGUCUCUUCUUAAGUCGGAUGUGGACUCUUGGAAGAACAUCCACAUCAUUAUUUUCAUGUUGUAUUUGUUUUCACUUAAUUCUUUUUUCCACUGUGCUCGGUCAGGCUGUUCCCAACACAAAAGAAGGUAGACGUUUCUUUCAUUUAGGGCCAAAUCCUAACUUUGAGAUGCAGGGUAAUUUUUUUAAAAAGUGUUUUAUUCACAUAAAUGGAUGAUUUGAAAUUGUCCAAGGCAGGGACACGUCUCAGAUCAGAUAUGGCUCGUAAUGAAAACAACACACUGCGUUCUUUUGAUGUUGAAAUGACCUCAUGCAUGUCUCAUAAAACCAUAAGCUGAACUACAUGCCAAAAUCCUUUUUUUUCCUCUCUUUGUGUUUAAGUUUUCCAGAUUGUUGUGAGCAUUUAAAUUCAGGGUGGGCUCAACAAUUUUUAAUUCAUGUACUUGAUAGGAUUGCUGUGGAGGAAAACUGCUGGAUGGGAGUUUCUCUCUGUAGAUGGGAAAGACAUUAUGACAUAUUUCUAAAGUAAUAAACUUUUAGUAGCCCUUUUUUUUUUUAAAGGAACAUUCAAAAUAAUUUGAUGUACCCAAUGCUUGUGCCGAGAAAGAUCCAUAUGAAUGGUUUACCUCAAUACUGUCACCCUCGACUCAUUGGUAAAUAAAGUACAGUAAUGUUUCUGGACCAAAAAGCUAAAUGAAUAGUGUUCUUUUAUAAAAGGGUUUGGUUAAUAUAUAAUAUGUAGAUGUAAAGGGUUACUGUGACUGUAACAGUGGUCUUUGUGGUCACACAGCAGGAGAACAGCUCUCCCCAUGUGUUUCUUUCCAUCUCUUCAGGACUUUAGAAUACAAAUAAUUCACCUUUACCAGUCCAGAAAUGGAGCGUCUCAUCUAAGGUUAUAUAUUUCAGUCAGUGUAUAAACAAAUAUUGAGUCAAUGCUGUGUUGCCAAUUUGAAUACUUUUGUCCAAAAUCUAUCCAAACAUGCUUAGUUUGUUUGACUCUUGUGCGUUGGUAGGUAGAAAUCUUGUUUUAUAAGAAUGUUCACCUUCAUUUUUUAACAUUUGUUAGAUUUGCUGGGUGACAUUGGCAGAUACCCCCCCCCCCCCCCCCCUUUUUUUUUUGAUUUGUACAUUAUUUGUUGUCCCUAUACUGUAUACAAUAAAUAUAGUUUGAUACUCA
Molecule: messenger RNA, 1587 nt
Organism: Sebastes umbrosus (honeycomb rockfish)
Lineage: Eukaryota; Metazoa; Chordata; Actinopteri; Perciformes; Sebastidae
Gene: sumo3b
Product: small ubiquitin like modifier 3b
Exons: 4
Coding region: 137-424 (95 amino acids)
Biological process (GO): protein sumoylation
Cellular component (GO): nucleus
Molecular function (GO): ubiquitin-like protein ligase binding; protein tag activity
Source: RefSeq, a predicted model, not a curated record